GUGGUUUUUGAGUAGAGGUGGGCUAGAUCUAUUGGGCUCCCGGUUCGGUCUCGAAUUCAUAAUUCCCCGCCGCAUUUUUCAAAACUGUAAUUCAAUUUCAAAGUUGAAAAACCACCGUGAGGCGGGGCUCCAUUUACCCUCCCGCGAACAAAUCUCCUCUUUUUCGAUUCCGCCAUGGCAGCUUCUCCAUGACCCUCACUCUCACCGACUCUUCCCUCAAUUCUUUUCCAUCCUCAUUUUCACCCUUUCGCCAAUUCCCAGCAUUAUUCCCAACACUUUCACGCGAUUCCCACGGUUAGGGUUUCAAUUUUCAAUUUUCAAUUUUCAAUUUUCAUCUCUCUUAAGAUCCAAUCCAUGGAAAGCGAAGACAAUUUCAGCGACACGGUUAUCAAAACCCGCUCCGCUCUCACAGACAUGACCAAUCGCCCUUUGAAGAGGCAGCUUUCGUCGAUUUCCGGCGACGUCGGAGUCGAGAAUUUACUCAAAAAGAAAUGCCUCAACAUUAACAGAGAUGAUAAGGGGAAAAAUCUCUGUGUCGAGUUACCCCUUUCCGGCAAUAAUUCGUCUCAAGAACCGAGCUUACCCAGUGCCGGAACUGAUGAUUCCAAUGAUAGUUUUGUUGGCUUUAGUCAGAAAAGUCAAGGAGGAUCGCUCAAUUACGAUUUUCUAGAUCGUGCUUUUGAACGUGAUGAUGAUAGGGAGAAUUGUGCUUUGGACAAUUUGGGAUUGCCCAAAUGUGCAGGUAUUGCGGUGGAGCCAUCAACUGUGUCUGGUUCUAAGUUUCCAGGAUUGGAACGGUGCUCGGGACUUAAAAGUCACGCUGGUGAGAAUUCAGAUGCACAUGUUGGUGGUGAUGCUAGUGUUGAACUUCUGAAAAAUUGUACUUGUUCCUUUUGCUCCAAAGCUGCUUAUAUCUGGUCGGAUCUUCAUUACCAGGAUGUCAAGGGAAGACUAACCGCUCUAAGGAAGAGUCAGAAGGAAGCAAGAUUGGUUGUUCAAAAAGUUUCUGGAAUAAAUGAUACUCGUACUAUCAUAAAUGAGCAACAAGGCGCCACUGAUCCAUCCGAUUUAGAAUCAACCCUUAUGCAUCAGUGGAAAUCUCUGUUUGUUUAUAUGGAAAACAUACUGGGUCAUGAAAGCAGGCAACUUGAAUCAAGCUUUGAAAAACUAAAAGACUUGAGAGAGAACUGCAAGAAUGAUCUUGAGUCAACUACCAACAGCAGUUCGGGCAAUCAUUAGUGUUUGGAUGUCUUUUUAGAUUGUAAGAUUACUUUGCACAUCGGUCUCAGUUUCGGGUUUCAAUUCAUGUGUAGAUUUUUUACUGUAUCUUUUGUGAAUUCAGCGUCUGUAGAAUACCUGGAAGUAUUUGAGUAGAUUUGUCACAUCGGCCUUUUCUAUUGAUUAUAUUAUGAGUGAAAUCAACCUUCUUUGGAGGAUAA
Messenger RNA from Lathyrus oleraceus (garden pea), 1439 nucleotides. RefSeq lists its product as uncharacterized. Bases 355 to 1239 code for a protein of 294 amino acids. The record is from RefSeq and is a predicted model, not a curated record. The transcript has 4 exons. NCBI's taxonomy places the organism in Eukaryota, Viridiplantae, Streptophyta, Magnoliopsida, Fabales, Fabaceae.